AUGGCCGACGACGAACAACUAUCUAUUUACGACGAAAUUGAAAUUGAAGAUAUGACCUAUGAUCCCAACCUUCAAAUCUACCACUACCCGUGCCCCUGCGGCGACCGCUUUGAGAUUCCUAUCGAUUCGCUGCGAGAUGGCGAGGAAAUUGCUGUUUGUCCGAGUUGCAGUUUGAUGAUUCGGGUCAUAUUCGAUCUGAAUGAUUUGGUUAAGGAAGAAAAGAACGAGGACGUUUCUGCUCAGGUUGAGGUCAAAGCGUGA
Talaromyces proteolyticus is the source of this 261-nucleotide messenger RNA. RefSeq names its product diphthamide biosynthesis protein 3. Gene Ontology annotation, molecular function: metal ion binding. Gene Ontology annotation, biological process: protein histidyl modification to diphthamide. The transcript is spliced from 2 exons. Bases 1 to 261 code for a protein of 86 amino acids. NCBI's taxonomy places the organism in Eukaryota, Fungi, Ascomycota, Eurotiomycetes, Eurotiales, Trichocomaceae. The record is from RefSeq and is a predicted model, not a curated record.